This is a messenger RNA of Haemorhous mexicanus (house finch), 702 nucleotides long. Its product is annotated as spectrin beta chain, non-erythrocytic 2-like. The transcript has 4 exons. NCBI's taxonomy places the organism in Eukaryota, Metazoa, Chordata, Aves, Passeriformes, Fringillidae. The coding region runs from base 1 to 564 and encodes 187 amino acids. The record is from RefSeq and is a predicted model, not a curated record. Gene Ontology annotation, molecular function: phospholipid binding; protein binding.
AUGACCGCGCCCUUUCAGUGGCCACGCCCAUUAAACCCCCCCUGCGACCCCCCCAGGUCCUGGCAGAGCCGGGGCUGUGUCUGGGGGGGCGGGGGUCCCCUAAACCCCCCCUGUGACCCCCCCAGGUCCUGGCAGAGCCUGUACUGCGUGCUGCGGGGGGGGGUCCUGAGCGUGUUCAAGGACGCGCGGGGGGCGGGGGCGGGGGUCCCGUACCACGGCGAGCCCCCCGCCCCCCUGCGUGGCGCCCGCUGCCAGCCCGCCACCGCCUACCGCAAACGGAAACACGUCUUCAGGCUGGGGCUGAGCGAUGGGAAGGAAUUCCUGUUCCAGGCUAAGGAUGAGGCCGACAUGGCCCUGUGGCUCCGGGGGAUCGAAGCCGCCGCCGGGGCCGCGCCGGGCUCGGGGGGGCCCCGGGAGGGCUCGGGGGUCCCCGGAGGUCCCCCCAAGGGGAUGUCGAGGGCCCUGAGCCUCCCCCCGGUGCCCCCCCCGGCCGAGGGAGCCCCCCGGGCCCGCGAGCCCAAGGAGAGGGAGAAACGCUUCAGCUUCUUCAAGAAGAACAAGUAGAGUUUGAGUUUGGGGGUCCCGCGGGCACGGAGGGACACGGGGGGACCCUGGGGGGCUCAGUGUGUCCCCCCCCCCCCCCCCCGUCCCGGUGAUGUCACCGUGCAGCCCCCACCCCAAUAAAGUGAUUGGAGACAGAGA